This is a messenger RNA of Microbotryum saponariae, 1180 nucleotides long. The record is from the annotation of a GenBank genome assembly. NCBI's taxonomy places the organism in Eukaryota, Fungi, Basidiomycota, Microbotryomycetes, Microbotryales, Microbotryaceae.
AUGCAUGAGCCCUCCAAGGUGUCAGUCGCCGUAGACGAGCUGGUUGCCACCAGGGACGACUCACCGCCGCCGACAUCGUGCCCUGUCGAUCAUGCCUCGCUGCAGCGCCUCAGCGGGACAGCCCCCCGAACACGGCCCCAGGGCGAGCUCGACCCGAUGAACCAUAUCCCUGAGCUAGCACAAGCCCCUUCGCCCGGCCAAAAGAUGGCGCUUCCACUCGAACGCACGAUGUCCUCGAUCCCCAAACCCAACGCCGGCGCCGGCGCCGGUUCCGCUGCCGGGCCAUCCGCCUGUCCGGUCGCGCAUGCCACCGAAGGCUCUGCCCCCGCAGCGACCAAACCUGAUCAAUGGGAAUAUCCGAGCCCCCAGCAGUUCUAUAAUGCGCUCGUCCGGAAAGGAUGGGAAACCCCCGAGGAGUCGGUGGAGAUGAUGGUCGACAUUCACAAUUGGAUCAACGAGGAGGCGUGGGCGCAGGUUCGCAGGUGGGAAGAGAAGCACGAUGGGUACGUGCGCAACCAGCAGUGGGAUCAUCACCACCAUCUACGGGGAACAAAAUUGAUCUGGGGGGUUGGGGGCCGACUCUUGCAGAGGAUCACGGUCGAUGCUAGCGCGAUUCCAAGGUCGACCACAAGAUCUUUCACCGAAAGCGCGAUACCAUCUGAUGAUGGGGAAGCUGUUCCCAAACUACUAUGGGUACGUGGUUGGCACCAAUUCGUUUCCCUGGUGGUGCAAUCGUGCUGAAGGCGGAGCGAUCUGUUCAACAGGUCGGUCAAGCCAUUCGACCGACAUGAUUGGCUCGUGCAUCGCCCCAUCCCGCGAGACGCAUCUUCGGGAUUCACCGCACCCUCUUCAACCCAAAACUACACCGAGCACCGAUGUGAGUGGUGCAUGCUGUCCGACCAACCCUGGUGUCGAUGUGGCCUUUGAGGCCCCUUGCUUACGGCUCGAGCGGCUCGCCGCUUUCCUCGCAGAUGUGAUUGACUACUACUCGCUUCCCGAAGACGCGCAAGGGAACCCCGUCUUUUCGCUAGACGUGCGGCCUGCCGUCGACUCGGUCGAAGCCGUGCAAGACCGCUUGGCUGAAUGGUGGAAGGUCAAAAAGGAGGCGUGGAUGUCGGGCUCGGGGGCGUCGGUAUCGACGCCCGACUCAUCGCCUGGUGUUCGGGUGCAGGAGAGCUAA